AUGAAGCCACCGCGCCCGCGAUUCCGGAUCUCGCAACUGUCUCGAGCCCAGUCCAAUGACUCAAUGCGACAAGCCCUGAACUCUCCUCUGAGCGAUGCUAAGCCCAUCCCAGAGGUGGCGCUUAGCCCUUGGAGGAGGUUCUUCCUCAUUGCGUGCUUGUUGAUGGGAUUCCUCUUCUCGAUCUUGGAUACGACUAUCGUGUCCACAUCUCUGUUGGCCAUUUCAUCAGACCUUGGCGGAUUUCGGAGCAGCCAAUGGGUCGUUCUGUCCUAUCUCCUGACUUAUAUGGGUUUUUCAAUGGUUCUGGCAAAGCUCAGCGAUAUCUUUGGCCGUUUUUCCAUACUGAUGGUCUCCUGGACCAUCUUCACUAUGUUUUCUGUGGGUUGCGGAUGCGUGGCCACUAUGACUCAGCUUGUCAUUUGUCGAGCAUUUCAGGGCAUCGGAGGCGCGGGCCUUUACAGUCUGACGACGAUUGCUCUGCCCGAAGUUGGCCCAGCUGACAAGCCCGAGAUUAUCGGCUCGUUGAUCGGAAUGACCAUGUCGAUAUCCUUUGUACUCGGACCCGUCCUUGGCGGUAUUGUUCCUCAGUAUACGUCCUGGAGGUGGCUGUAUUUCAUGAACUUCCCCUUUGGACUUCUUACCAUCAUUGGUCUGAUCUUUCUCUACCCUCGCCAUCCCAGAACCUCCCGCUGGAAGAUCCUCCUCGGCCGGAUCGACUACCCCGGUAGCAUCCUGCUUCUAGGAUCAAGCGUUCUUCUCGUCUUCGGCCUGCAGCAGGCCGGAUCUCUGACGUUGAGCUGGGGAAGCUGGCCCGUGGUGCUGACACUGACAAUAGCCCUCGUCCAAGCAACGGCUUUCUGCUGCUGGGAGUGGUGGCUGACUGCCGGGUCCAGGGCUAUGGAGCCGAUCUUCCCCCUGAGGUUGGCCAAGAACCGGGUCUACUUGGCGUGCAUGGUGGCGACAUUUAUGAUCGGAUGGGUCUAUCUGGUCAUGGUCAUCGCUCUCCCCGAGAGGUUCCAGAUCGCCAACGGCGACUCGGUGUCCCUCGCCGGCCUGCACAUCCUCCCUUUACUCGGGUCCAUCGCCGCGGGCUCCGUCGUAGCAGGCCUCUUGAACGCAAAGAAGAACCGCACGGCAGCGGUGACGGUCGUGGCGUGCGCCCUGACGCUCCUGGGCAUGGGGCUCUUCAGCCUGCUCCCGGGCUCCUCCUCCUCCUCCUCCCCCGACGACUCCUCGCUCCGCACGAGCCAGAGCCAGUACGGGUUCCAGUGCGUCUUCGGCGUCGGCGUCGGCCUCUUCCUCUCGUCCGCGACCAUGAUGUCGCAGGCGCAGGCGCGGGGCGAGGACCACGCCGCGGCGCAGGGCGCCAUCGCCCAGCUGCGCGUGCUCGGCGGCGUGCUCGGCCUGGCGGUCAGCACCGUCAUCUUCAACUCGCGCCUGCAGAGCGGGCUCCUCGGCGGGCUGACCCCGGAGCAGGCGGACGCGCUGCGCCGCUCGCCGCUCGCCGUCGUGACCGUGGCCCCGGAGCUGCAGGGCCCGCUGCGGCAGACCUACGCAGCUGCCUUCUCCGAGACCACCCGCUGCGCCGUCGGCAUGGCCGUCGUGGCGCUGAUUGCGAGCCUGUUCACCCUCGAGCGCAACCCCCCGCCGAUCCGGAGGAAUCCUCCUCCUCCCGAGAAGCCGGCAGCAGUCGCUCCGAGCGUUGCCGGCCAGAACGACCUCGAACUCAAUACCAUCUCGCGAGGUACAUCCACUACCGAGCUUCAAGAGCCCCUUCCCGACGAGCCAGUUCUCCCACCACUCGCGUAUACGCGGAUGAAGGUCCAAGAAAUUUGUUAA
Molecule: messenger RNA, 1839 nt
Organism: Thyridium curvatum
Lineage: Eukaryota; Fungi; Ascomycota; Sordariomycetes; Thyridiales; Thyridiaceae
Exons: 5
Coding region: 1-1839 (612 amino acids)
Biological process (GO): transmembrane transport
Molecular function (GO): transmembrane transporter activity
Source: RefSeq, a predicted model, not a curated record